This is a messenger RNA of Acyrthosiphon pisum (pea aphid), 2506 nucleotides long. RefSeq lists its product as uncharacterized. The record is from RefSeq and is a predicted model, not a curated record. The transcript has 6 exons. Bases 408 to 1106 code for a protein of 232 amino acids. NCBI's taxonomy places the organism in Eukaryota, Metazoa, Arthropoda, Insecta, Hemiptera, Aphididae. Gene Ontology annotation, biological process: regulation of tube size, open tracheal system; septate junction assembly. Gene Ontology annotation, cellular component: septate junction; membrane.
AACGCCAAAUUCCAAAAAGCCAACGUGCCGUCGUGUUGGUGAGCAACUGUCGUCCGUCCGUCUUUUUCUUUGUUUUUCCGAUAAUUUUUUUGCAAAAUUUUCAUCCACCUAAUUCAGCUCGUGGUCUGUGUUAACCGUUUUUUGUGUAAUUACUAAUUAAUCUUCACGUAGGUAGAGUCGUGUUUGUCCGCGCGCUCGUUUGUCUGUCCGAGUGAUGUGAGAACGUAACAACCACCUAUUUCUCAGCGACGAUACUGGUUUUUCUUUUUCGUAUCAGUAAUUCAUUCGGAUUUUUCCAGUUUUCACCGCAAACGCUGUCUCGAUUACUCACGUCUGUCUUGUGUUGUGCGUGUGGCAUGCCAUUAACAGUUUUUGAUUAACUCUAUCGUACGCCGCUUACCAGCACGAUGCCAGGGUCAACAGUCUCCAACAAUGACCUGAGAAUGAAAAAGCGUAGUUUGGCUGGUAACGUAGCCCUUGGUUUGUACGUUUUGGCUUUAGUGUUUGUGUUCAUUUCAUUUUUUUCAACCAGUUGGUUAGUCAGUGAUGGGAGAAUCACAGGUGCAAAAUUAGAAAGUUUUGGAUUGUGGACUCAUUGUUUUCGUUCACUACCUGAUCCUAAUGACCCAGCGGAACGAAGGUUUUUUGUUGGAUGCCACUGGAUUUUUGACCCUUUCACCAAGGGAUAUGAUGAAAUCAAAGGAUUUUUGUUGCCAUUUUACAUAGUGGCAACUCAGUUCUUUUACACAAUUACAUUCCUUGGAACAUUAGUAUCAGCUGUUGGUUCAUCAAUGUUUCUUCUAUGUUGUACACCUGAUGAAAAACGUUUUAUACAAAUAACAUUUGCAUUGGGAGUAACAUUGAUUGUAUCUGGUGUAUGUGCUGCAAUAUCAGUGUUAAUAUUUGCUUUGUUUGCCAACCGUCCAGGUUGGAUGCCUGGCCACGACAACAACUUCUUUGGUUGGGCAUUUGGUGUAGCUAUUGCAAGUUUCUUUGCUUUACUUGGAUCUGGAGCAUUUUAUUUGGUAGAAACAAAUAUACAAGUGAAAAAAAGAAAAUAUUUGAAAGAAUCUCAAACUAAAUUUGAUAUGGAGUCCAAAGGAUAAGAUGAAAUUUAUUGUUGAUUUUUAUUUAAAAUAUUUUCAAUUUAGACCAUAAGUAUGUGUUUUUGAUAGUAACCUUCAGCCCAAUCAGUAUUAAAUUAUACUAUUUUCAAAAUCUGAUAGCAGUAGUUAUUUUUAUGAAACUAAUAAUCUCAUUUUUGUUUAAAUUAACACUAUUAUCUAUACUAUUUUAAAUUAUUUGUGAUAAAAUGUGAGUAAAUACAAUUUUUACUGUUGUAUGAAACCGACUCCGUCCAUUUAAAACGAAUAUUAUUGCAAUAAUAUUAGUUAUAUCAUUAUUAAGUGUACACUUUAAUUAGUUUUAAUAUUUGAAUUUGUCACAUCUGUCUCAUAACUGUUAAAAGUAAAAUAAGCAUUGUAAUUUUAAGAUAUUAAAUUAUGUACAUUUAUAUUUUUUUCAUUUUAAGCAAGCUUGUAUUUAAUGUAGCUAAAUACUUGCAGUAUUAAAAUAUUUAGUUUUAAGGACAUCCUGUGCUACAGUUACAGGAUUCAUCACUGUAAGGGAUGAACACCAUUAAUUUUCAUUUUUCUUAUGCAAUCUAAGUUUUUAAAGUUUGUAUUUGGUUGAUAUUUUUUUAGUUUAUUUUAUUUUAUCCUAGAAACUAGAUGCAUUGACAUUUUAUGAAGCCAGUAUUAUAUUAUUUAAUUCCAUAUUUCUGCACAUAGAUUCUAAAUUAAUUUGUGUUCUUUUACCAUUAUUGCUUAUCAGUUAUCAGAAAUAAUAUCAGUUUUCUUUUCUAUAAUGCCAAAUAUGUAUAUUUUUUUUUUUUUGUUAAGUACCUAUUAUGAAUAAUAUAGUUACAUUCAAGCAGCAAUAUAACAUAGCUAAUAAGUAAUAACUACAACUUUGACAAAAAUUAAAUGAGAAAUUUAUAUAAACUAUUUAAACUUUAAUUUUGGACGAUGAUCUAAUUGUUUAUACAACAUUAAAGGUUGCUUUAUGAUAAUUGUUUAAAAACUAAACUUUUAGUGAUGUGUUUAUCAAAAACUUAAUUUGCUUUAUUUGUAUAAUAUUAUGUUGUAAUUUGUAUUUUCCACAAAUCAUUGAAUUUAUUUAUCUUUGUAUCUUCAAGUAACAUCAUACAAUACAAUCCUUAUUAUAGUUCUAUUAAAUUUACUAUAUGCCAUUUUUAUCAUUGUAUAACAUUUAUUGUUAAUGUUCAUAAUAAUUCUUUACGAGGUUAAUUGAUUGUAAGAAUUUUUUGACAGACACUUAAUAUUUACGUGUUAGUUAUUAAUAAUAAUUUUAUAUUUAUAAACUGUAUUAAGCAAAACUGCCUUUUGUUACAAAACAUUAAAAUUUUAUAAUGUAGAUUUAAUAACAAAAAAAAAAAAAAAAAAAUGUAUAGAAUAUUUCUGAAAAUAAAACAAACUUUAAUACA